This is a messenger RNA of Knipowitschia caucasica, 528 nucleotides long. The record is from the annotation of a GenBank genome assembly. NCBI's taxonomy places the organism in Eukaryota, Metazoa, Chordata, Actinopteri, Gobiiformes, Gobiidae.
AUGGAUAAAGAGAGGUCAUACAAUCUCUACAAAACACCAAAACGGCUCAGGAAAACGAGAAUGUCUGGAGAACUGUCCAAGGAUAUCAACAUCAAGGAGCCGCAAUGGGACCAGGGUACGUUCAUGGGGCGCGCCAAGCACUUCUUUAUGGUCACAGAUCCCAGGACCGUCCUGCUGUCGUCAAAGGCUCUAGAGGAGGCCAGGGUCAUUGUGGAAGAUUACAGAGCUGGUGUAGUAAAACCAGGCCUGACUGAGGAUGAACUCUGGAAAGCCAAGUAUGUGUACGACUCAGCUUUCCACCCGGACACCGGGGAGAAGAUGUUUGUGAUUGGUCGGAUGUCUGCUCAGGUGCCCUGUAACAUGACCAUCACCGGCUGCAUGCUCACCUUUUACAGUUGUUUCUUCUUAGUGUCGCUAUUGUCGCUCAGUUGGUGGGCGACAGUAGCUCAGUUGGUAGAGCAGUGGCAUUUGGGCCUGAAGAUUGUGGGUUCAAGCCCAUCACGAGACCUACUUCACGACUCCAACUGA